AUGCCAAAAUACGAAGUUACGCUUAUAUCACUGAGUAAAAUCAUACAAGAGUUACACUUUGGACCGUAUGCUAAGGAUUGGUGGAUUCCUCGUUUAGCUAAUGAUAAUGAUGGUUUUGAGCCUGGAUAUUUAUGCCAAUCCGAAGCGUUGCAAAGUAAUAUAUGUAAACAUUCAUCAGAAGCAGUUACCUCUGCGUAUCAACAGGCCUUUUUUACAAAAACUAGAUUAGACGGUCUUUUAGUUAUGGGAUUUGACAACCCAGAAAUAUGUAAAACAUUACUUACUGAUAUUCAUUUUCAUCCUUAUACUUUUAAAAUCGGGAAUGUAAGUUUGACAAUAUUCAGAAUUGGUAAAUCGAACAAUCCUAAUUGGAAUUAUGCUGGAAAAGGAUACCAAAGCUCUUUUGUACAUAACUUUCGCAAAACUCGGGCAUUGUUUGUUCAAGAAUUUAGUAAUAAAGAGGCAAUUAUUAAAAUAUAUCAAAAUUCACAAGAAACAUAUGUUUUUUGUGAUACUGACCCUAAUGCAGUAUGGAAUAAAAUUGCUAAAGAUCAAGCUAUUUUAAAGCAGUUAUAUGAAUGUGGAUAUCUUCAAACUACUCCUGGGAAUUACGAAAAUAUCGUGGACCAAUUUUGGAACGCAUUCCAGGACGCUCUAGAUAGUAAUAUUCGUGAAAAUGAUGGGAAAAGAAGAAUAUUAUCUAUCAUUGCUGAUAAACUUCCCUAUAAUAUAAUAAAAGAAAAAUUAUCUGUUAGUUUUGAAUUAUCUAAUUACUGA
This is a messenger RNA of Racocetra fulgida, 777 nucleotides long. Lineage: Eukaryota; Fungi; Glomeromycota; Glomeromycetes; Diversisporales; Gigasporaceae. The record is from the annotation of a GenBank genome assembly.